AUGGAUACUUCGUUGUUCAUUCUCCACACAAAGGCCAGCACUUUAUGGGUCCUCAUUUAUGUUGAUGACAUACUAGUCACUGGUAUUGAAGUUGUUCAGAAUGACACAGGAUUUCACCUAUCACAACAAAGUGCAUCGAAGAUCUUCUUCACCGAGUUGACAUGUCUUCCUGCAACUCAAGUCCAACUCCAGCAAGUGUUGCCCACGUUAUAUGGGUUUACAGAUGCUGAUUGGGCUUCUGAUGUAGAUGAUUGUCACUCCACAAGCAACUACUGCAUUUUCCUUGGCAAAAAUCUUGUUUCUUGGUCUUCAAAAAAACAAAAUGUUGUGGCACGAUCAAGCACCGAAUCUGAGUAUCGAUCACUUGCUAAUGGUGCAGUUGAGCUUCAAUGGUUGUAG
Molecule: messenger RNA, 399 nt
Organism: Ziziphus jujuba (common jujube)
Lineage: Eukaryota; Viridiplantae; Streptophyta; Magnoliopsida; Rosales; Rhamnaceae
Exons: 3
Coding region: 1-399 (132 amino acids)
Source: RefSeq, a predicted model, not a curated record